Messenger RNA from Peromyscus eremicus (cactus mouse), 1648 nucleotides. It is a transcript of the gene Yju2, whose product is annotated as YJU2 splicing factor homolog. Bases 104 to 1045 code for a protein of 313 amino acids. The transcript has 8 exons. The record is from RefSeq and is a predicted model, not a curated record. Lineage: Eukaryota; Metazoa; Chordata; Mammalia; Rodentia; Cricetidae. Gene Ontology annotation, cellular component: U2-type catalytic step 1 spliceosome. Gene Ontology annotation, biological process: mRNA splicing, via spliceosome.
CCAAGGAAGUGACGUCAAGAGAACCUCGGCGCCUGGUCAGAUAAACUCCAAGAGGACCAAGGCGAACUGCUUCCCUCUCUUGUGCGACUGAGAGGAAGCGAAGAUGUCGGAACGGAAAGUUCUAAACAAAUACUACCCACCUGACUUCGACCCAUCAAAGAUCCCGAAGCUCAAGCUACCCAAGGACCGGCAGUAUGUGGUUCGGCUGAUGGCCCCCUUCAACAUGAGGUGUAAGACAUGUGGAGAAUACAUCUACAAGGGGAAGAAGUUCAAUGCACGCAAGGAAACGGUCCAGAACGAGGCCUACCUGGGCCUGCCCAUCUUCCGCUUCUACAUCAAGUGCACACGCUGCUUGGCCGAGAUCACCUUCAAGACAGACCCAGAGAACACGGACUACACCAUGGAGCAUGGGGCCACGCGCAACUUCCAGGCUGAGAAGCUCCUGGAGGAGGAGGAGAAGCGUGUGCAGAAGGAGCGUGAGGAUGAGGAGCUGAACAACCCCAUGAAGGUCCUAGAGAACCGCACGAAGGACUCGAAGCUGGAGAUGGAGGUGCUGGAGAACCUGCAGGAGCUGAAGGACCUGAACCAGCGGCAGGCGCACGUGGACUUCGAGGCCAUGCUGCUGCAGCACCGCCUGUCCCAGGAGCAGCGGCGACAGCAGCAGGAGGAGGAAGACGAGCGCGAGACUGCGGCCUUGCUGGAGGAGGCUCGCCACCGCAGGCUUCUGGAGGAUUCUGACUCAGAAGAUGAAGCUCCACCUUCCCGACCACGGGCAACAGCAAGACCCAACCCCACAGCCAUCCUGGACGAGGCGCCAAAGGCCAAGAGGAAGGCAGAGGCAGUGGGCAGCAAGGCACAGCUGGCCGGCUUGGUUGUGCCAAAGAAGGUGAAGGCAGAAGCUAAUGGGGGCUCAGAGCAGGUCCGGAUGCCCGCCACAGGUGCCUCCGAGAGCAGGAAGGCGGUCAACCUUGCACCCCAGACACCCAGGGCCUCCUCCCUGAGCCAGCUGGGUGCAUAUGGGGACAGCGAGGACAGUGACAGCUGAGCUCCCACGGUGGCAUCACAGACCCAAGAAACCAGAGAUGGGAACAAGGAAGGCCCUCAGCAAACACCUCGUGACAAUGUCUGCUGUGGAUCCUGGCAGGGAUGGAGGGCAAUGUCCCUCAGCACCAGGCGCCCCAGGAUGGACAGCCUGGUCCACUCCUUGCGCUAUGGGGAGCUUAUUGGCCCCAUCCCUUCCUGCCACAAAUCUGAACACUAUCUGACAUGGGGCAGGGUCCCUGGGGACCAUCUCCCAACAAGGCCUGGGGCUCCAUCCACAACACAAUACUGUGUGAGAAAGAAGAUCAAUUGACAACCAUGUGGACCAGCAAGCGACCCUGCCUGAGUGUAUAACCAGGUCUUAACGCUCACCUGGGAUUACGGCCACACACCCAGCCUGGGCCUGGACCCUCAGCACAUGUCCUUCCUUCACAAUUUAGCAUUGCAUUGGUCUGUGUUCUGGUACUGUAAGAAAACUGCCAAGGCUGAAUCUGUUGUGUAGAACACGGGGAGCCUGGUACAGAGUGGCGGUGGAGAGACAGGCACAUGUAGCCCCAACUAGCCUCCACCUCCCCAGUGAACCACCAAGCUGAUCUUAUGCCUGAAA